Guillardia theta CCMP2712 is the source of this 398-nucleotide messenger RNA. RefSeq lists its product as hypothetical. NCBI's taxonomy places the organism in Eukaryota, Cryptophyceae, Pyrenomonadales, Geminigeraceae. The transcript has 5 exons. The annotation marks the transcript as partial. The record is from RefSeq and is a predicted model, not a curated record.
UCGAUGCAGGCGCUGAGGAGAAGUUUGCAGUCUGCCAUCGCGAGGAGAUUUUUGUCUUCAAAUGAUCCUUCCCUUCCAUCCGUUCCUGAGAUCAAGGCAACGGCAGAGCAGAUCAGAGCGAGCGAGAGCAUGACAGGCAUGCAGGAUGUGCGACAAGAAGUGAACCGUGUGAUGGCGAACCCAGAGAUCAACGGUUGCCCGGUGCCUCUGGAUUUCUCGUCAGGCGGGAAGACGAAAGGAUACAGCAGGAAGUUUGCCGAAAACUGGGAUCAAAUAGUCAAGAAUUCAAAGAAGGAGAGAUAAAGCGCUCGAGGAGUUGCUGCUUUGCUGUACUGUGUUAUAAUUGCUGGGAGGUACGUGGGAACUUAAGAAGAGGGGAGAAAGAAGUUGCAGAAUCC